ACGGAAGGAGCACGGUACAGGAAACACUUCAGUAGAGCUGCUGGAUGUGGAGCCGCGGAGGACUGCUGGAAUCAGCCACAAGUUAUCUGAGCUGCCGCUGACAGCCAUGACACUUUAACACACACACUGAGCGGGAGAAGGUCGGUAACGUUCGGUGACAGAGCAGCGCUGAGAUGGCCAUCGCACACGUGGCUACAGAGUACGUGUUCAGCGAUUUCCUGCUGAAGGACCCGACCCAGGCUCAAUAUCGCAGCGUCCGCACGGAGCUGGCGGUGGACAAGAUGGUGACCUGUGUGGCCGUGGGCCUGCCCCUCCUGCUCAUCUCUCUGGCCUUCGCUCAGGAGGUCUCCGUGGGGACCCAGAUCAGCUGCUUCGCUCCCUCUAACUUCUCCUGGAGGCAGGCUGUGUAUGUGGACUCGUACUGCUGGGCAACUGUGCACACACACACUCUACCUCUGUGGCUGCACAAGUUCUUCCCGUACAUCCUGCUGCUGGUGGCGGUGCUCAUGUACGUCCCGGCCCUCUUCUGGAGGUUCACUGCGGCCCCCCUCCUGCAGUCAGACCUCAGCUUCAUCAUGGAGGAGCUGGAUCGCUGCUACAACCGCGCCGUCACUCUGGCCAAACGCCUGGCCACCGCAGGCCUGCUCGGCCCCGACAGCGACCCCACUGACGGAUGUUUUAACUACCCUCUGGUGGAGAAGUUUCUGAUGACUAAGCGCUUCUCGCGCUCCAUGCUGUGUUACUACCUGCUGUGCCGGGGGCUGACUCUGGUCACCCUGCUGUGUGCCUGUGUGUACCUGGGCUACUACCUGCGCCUGGCCUCCGUCACCGACGACUUUGGCUGCGAGUUGCGGGUGGGGCUGCUGGCCUCGGACCCGGGGGUCCCGGAGAAGGUGCAGUGUAAGCUGAUUGCUGUGGGGGUCUUCUCUCUGCUCAGCCUGGUGAACUUGGUCCUGUUCAUUGCACUGGUUCCCGCUGUGAUCUAUGCCAGUCUCCGCCCCCUCUUCUGCAAUGGACAUGCCCGCUUCCUGGAAACCUACCAAUCACUGCCCACCGUGAGCAUCCUGCCCGCCCCCAGCAGCCGCUGGGACGACCUCUCUCUGUAUCUGCUCUUCCUGGAGGAGAACAUCAGCGAACUCAAGUCCUACAAAUACAUCAAGGUGCUGGAGCUGCUGAGGAGAGAGUGCUCCGGAGAGGACUUCGAUGCCAUGGGGCUGCUGCAGACUCUCUGCCUGGUGAAGAUGGACACUGUGGAUGGGAACAAGCAGGGCAAACAGGAUGCAGUAAGGAACUCUGGCAGCAGCCCCUCAGCUGCCAACAGCUCCAGCUGUCCCAACUCCAACCCAGACCCCCACAGCAAGAGGGGGACACAGAUGAGAGAGCUCACUCCUCUGCUGCCAGGAAACGACCUGAUGGGGGGAGGCGGCCACCAGGGGGGGGCGGCCACCAGGGGGGAGGAGUCCGCCGGGGGGGGGCCGGCCGUCCGCCAGCGAGCGCAGUGAUGCUGCACUGAAAUCAUCAGCAUCUCAUCUUCUACCUUCUUCAAACUAAUGUUCAUGUUAUCAAGGAAGAGUGGAGGCGUGUGAUCCUCCUGUCUGUGGGGACAGCUUUCAGGAAUCACUGAGUGUGUCAUUCAAACACCUUUGGAGUUCAGGAUAAAGCACUACAGUACUAAGAUGCCACUGUUCUGCCCCCCUAUGAAUUGUGGGCAAUUAUGUCGUCAGACUAAUUAACUUAAGUAGCUAUUGCUGCCCAUUUGGAAUGCCAUGUCAUAUUAUGUUCAUGUUAAUUCAGAUAUUAGGUGUUUUUGAUAAUCCUCUUAAAUAUUGCCUGUUGCUUCAGAUGUUCAUCUAAAUAAAGCAGGAUAGUGAGUGUGCAGUAGAGCCGCUGCCUUAACCUGCAGGAUGUGUGGGACAGUAUGAAAUGGUCUAAAUUGCAGUUGUACAGUUCCCUUCAAAAAGAAGAGGUGAUAUUUAUUUGCACUGUCAUUGUGGGGUUAUGUUCUUUUGAUGAGUGAUGAUCACAUUUCAAGACUCUGAGUACAGAGGAACGCAGUGAAGCAGCUUUAUUUCAGAGGAGAGUUCUCAAUGUUUUGUUUCUUUGAAUAGUUUAUUCAGAGAAGUUGUUUUACAUGUCACGCUACAGCUAACAGCGGUACAAACACAAGCUUUGUGACAUUUAUCCAUUUUUCAACAAGAAUGCUUCAAAUUGUUCAUUCCUAAUGUUUAAAUGUCAAUAAGUAUAAGGCAACAGCACAUCAAAGGUAAGAGCUCAAAGGAUAUUCAGCUUUAUGUUGAUCCAUGGGAGUUCAUGUAUUCUCUUUCGAGGUCUGGAUGUCUCCAGCUGGAAUUGAACAUGUACAGCUUGUUGGGGAUCUCAGGGACAGUCACAUGACGGUUUACUCUUCUGCUUUGAGCCUCUUCCACUGCUUGUAUAUAUGAACUGCACUAAGUGGAACAUUUUUUACAUAUCAUGAAAUUGCUGGGGUUAUAUCGCUUGUGUUUUUUGUAUCACUUUUUUACAUGAUUGGGUCCAAUUUCUGUGCAUUUAGCCAUUUGAAUGUAAAGUCUUGGAAAGAUACUGAUGAUCGUUGUUCUAUGAGAAAACAGUGUUUCAUUCCUGAUGUGACUUUGUGAUGCUGGAAACUGCUGAAUGUUCAUUAUGACACGUGUAGGACUGCCUGCAGCCUAAGAAAUAAAUAUGGUAGAUUUA
Molecule: messenger RNA, 2712 nt
Organism: Gymnodraco acuticeps
Lineage: Eukaryota; Metazoa; Chordata; Actinopteri; Perciformes; Bathydraconidae
Product: pannexin-1-like
Exons: 8
Coding region: 174-1502 (442 amino acids)
Biological process (GO): positive regulation of interleukin-1 production; monoatomic cation transport
Molecular function (GO): channel activity
Source: RefSeq, a predicted model, not a curated record